AUGAAGGAAAAGUACAUAUUAUUCAUUUAUGUCCAGAUAGUUUAUUUUUUUUUGUCCUGGAAUACUGAAAAUGUAAGGGGACAGCAUGAGAGAGGAGGUAAAGUAAGUGACCUCAUAAGAAAUUUUGAAAGCCUUACAAAUGAAAACAGUACAUCUUCCAUCUCGAGUAGAAGGAAUCCGUCUGCUAUCUCGCAUGAAAGAGAUACAUCUGGUACCUCGUACUUAAGUAAUCCUUCCACUGACUUCAAUACAAACAACCCAUUCGAAAAAAAUUCUGACAAUGGAGAAAAAUUAUUAAGUAGAAGAAGGGAUCUUGAAUAUAAUGAAGGGGAAGGUCCAUCUUAUGUCAAUACGAACAGAAAAUUUUCUCCUAUGAACAAAACACAAGAGUUCACUGCUACCAAUGGUGAUGACUACGAUGACGACAGUGAUGAUUAUGAUGAUGACAAUAAAGAUUAUUUGAAGCAAAAUUAUGCACAAGAUAACUUAUCAAAAAUGUACUCGCAGCAAAGUCGCGAUGUGGAUGAUGAAUACGAAAGGACAGAUAAGAAAGAAAACUUUUAUUUAGGUAAAUCUUUUGAUAAUUUUAGGAAAAAUUUAGGACUUGGUAUAGAUGAUUUUAAACGUAAUUCAGACAUUUAUGAUAACCUAAAUAAUCGUUACAGUAACUUAUCAAAUGGAUAUGAUGGCACAGAUAUAUAUGAAGAUAUCCAGUUUUUAAGACCACAAAAUGGUGAAAAUUUUAACGCUGCUUUUAUACCUUCAAAGUUAGGCAGUAAAGCUGAAGCAGCAUAUCAGAAUUAUAAACCAUUAAAUGAAAGCAGUAGCAGUAGUACUUAUAAUGAAAAUAUAGACGAUAAGUAUAAUUAUGCAUACUCAGUUAACCCUAUAUAUAAUAGUAUUCCAAGUAAUUACCAACAUAGUGAUGAUACGAAAUAUAAGGAAUCUCCCCGUCGUUCCUCGUUAAAUUAUGGAUCACGCAGAGAUAACGCAUAUUCAGAUGUAAAUAAAAAUGAACAUAUAGAUGAAGGUGUAGAUGCAAGUGUACAUGUUCAAUCGGAGUACUCUUUACCUGUAGAUAAUAUUUCCUAUUUGCACACGUAUAGAGGGGGUAUAAAACCAAACGAUAGUGAAGACGAUUUUAGAAAAAAAUUAUCAUCACAAAAGGAAAAUGAAUCAAGAGAAUUUUAUAGUGUACUAAAAAAUUUGAAAUCUGAUGAUAGUAAUAAUAAUGAAUUAUUGAGAAGAAAUAAAGAGCAUCAAUAUGUGGCAGAAUUAAAAAGGAGAAACGAUAAAAGGAAUGGGUUCUUUCACAGGUUUAGAAAUAACAGUAAUAAUAGGAACGAAAAUAAUGACGUUACCAAUAACCGCAUAAUUGAUCGCAAUAAUGAGGUUAGAAAAAAGAGAUUCAAUUUUAAAGGAGGAAAAAGUCCAUCUAACAGUGAUUCUACACAAAAACAAAGAGAGUUCGAUAAAGUGAAUUCAAAAAAUGAAGGGAAAUCAAUAGAACCACUAAAUGUAUCAAUUUUUAAUGCAUACCAAAAUAAUUUAUUUUUAAGGAAAAUUCUUCGAUCUGCUUCUAGCAAUCCUUUGAAAAACAUAUUUAAAAGUAACAGUAAUACAGAUAACAUCAUAUCAGUAACAAAAGAACUACAAGAAGCCGCAGAACAAUGUAUAAGUAAGAAUAAAAAUAAAUUAACAAAAUCAUUGUUAAUGAAAGAGUUAGCAUUUAAUGAUGUAAAACUUUUAAAAAAUUAUGAUUAUGCAAUGUCUUAUAUUACUGUUCACUGUAAUUCGAAAAAUAAUAAUACAUGUCUAGAUAUUAAACCGAUGGCAUAUAAAGAAGAGGAUAAAAAUGCAGGAAAUGUUUUAUUUAAGUUGCCUAACACAUACAUUUUGAAUACAUUCGAAUUUAUGCUAUCAAAUACUACCAUGUGUCGCACUUUCAAAUCAGUAACAAAAAAUAAAAUAAGAGACAACAACGUGAAAGCAUCUGAUAUUAUUUUGUUAUUUUCUAAUUCUUAUUUUAAAAAUGUAAAUCCUAUGUUAGUUAAUUAUCUUAUAAAUUUUUUAACAACUAAAAAUGAAAUUUAUUUGAAGAAAUAUUACCUUGCUGUUAUGUUGACGUUUGCUCCAUUUAUUAAACCAGCAUUGAAGAUAUAUUUGGGUGAUAGAUAUAUGAAGACAAACAAAUACUUAAUGGAUACAGAGAUUCAAAAAAUCUUCACUGAUUUAUUAUUUGUUUCUUUACAAUGGAUUCAAGCAUUUCAAGAUAGAUAUUCGGAUGCAAAUAAUACGAUUAUUAUGCAUGUAUAUAAAUCAGUUACCUUUUCUAAAAAUGCAAAUGUGCUAUAUUCUGGUGUGUUCAAAUCUUUAGAACAAAUUUUAUAUCUUCAUAGGAUACGUAGCGAUAUGGAGAACAAUAAUACAGACGAGAGGCAUAAGAUGAUAGUUAGCACUAUUAUGAAAUACCUGAGGAAUGCAUAUUCCAUCUUGUACUCUUAG
Messenger RNA from Plasmodium malariae, 2505 nucleotides. Its product is annotated as conserved Plasmodium protein, unknown function. The record is from RefSeq and is a predicted model, not a curated record. Lineage: Eukaryota; Apicomplexa; Aconoidasida; Haemosporida; Plasmodiidae. Bases 1 to 2505 code for a protein of 834 amino acids. The transcript has a single exon.